CAAAACCCUAAACCCCAAAUAGACGGAAGGUUCACAUCGCCAGCUUCAAUGUCAGCAGAAAGCACCAUUCGAAUUGGGUUCCAAAACUGACAAACGCCAAGAUCUCUCUUUUACUGUUUCAUACUUGAUAGACACAUUUGGGUUCUCCCCAGAAGUUGCUCUCUCUUUGUCCAAGAAGCGAAAUGUGCACUUCAAAUCCCCUGAAAAACCAAACUCGGUCGUUCAGACUUUCAAGGACUAUGGAUUCUGUGACACCCAUGUCUCCGGAAUGGUCAAGCAACUCCCAACUAUUCUCAGUUGCAAAGCUGAACAGACCCUUGUCCCCAAACUCGAGUUUUUCAAUUCUAUUGGCAUAUCAGGCACUACGCUGUCUAAGGUUUUAUAUAUGAACCCGGCACUCUUGAGGUUUAGCUUAGAGAAUAGUCUCAGACCUUUUUAUGAUAUCACCAAAGCUUUACGGAUCCCCCGCAGAAAGCUCCCUCAAUUCUUUCGUGACUAUAGGCGGAUGGAUUACAAAAAAAUGUGUAUCGUUGCCGGCAACACUUCGAUUCUGAGAGCACAUGGUGUGCCAGACUUCAAACUUCGUCUGUGGAUGUCCAGUAAUUUCAAUGCACUGUUAUUAGACUCCGAGGAGGUCGAAGAAAAUGUCAACAAAGUCAUGAGCAUGGGAUUCAGACCUUUAUCUGCCACAUUCAUGAAAGCGCUGUAUGUGAUAUCAAGGAUGGAUGCAUUGAAAUGGCAAGAGAAGAUGGAAUUAUAUAGGAAGUGGGGUGUAACUGAAGAUGCUGUAUUGUCUGCAUUUAGAAAGAGUCCCUUGUUUAUGAUCUUGGAUGAGAAGAUUUUAUCAAGCAAGAUGGAUUAUUAUGUGAAUACAAUGGGGUUGCUGCCCUCAGAGGUUGUUGGAUGUCCAGCUAUUCUAUCUUUUAGUUUGGAGAAGCGAAUCAUACCUCGGUGUUCAGUCGUUAGACUUCUCCAGUUACAGGGCUUAGCCAUCAAGUUUUCUAACAUUACCAUUCUGCAGAGAACCGAGCAGUGGUUCUUGGAAAAUUUUGUGAUCAAAUAUCAAGAGCAAGUACCUGAAGUAUUGAGCUAUAAAGGGGAAAGUGGUUGUACUAAUUUGGCAUAAGAAUUAGGGGAAAGAGUUGGAGUGAAGCAAUAAGAGUACAGUGUGCCAUUCUGCAUUGUAUUUGGUGGUUCAGAUGGUGGAUAGUCAAAUCUCGCUCCUUUGGAUAUUACAGUUUCAUUUUUAUUGCUAUGAUCUGUCUUUCAAAGAGGAAAUUUUAAAUGGCUGGCAGAGAAAAAUGCACACUACUAUGUAAGACGGUAUCUGCUGUCCUCAGGUCACUUGUUUCUUGAAGAUGAAUUCUUAGAGUCAGAGAGCUGGGUGUGGAAAUCAGGUUGCAUUUUCUUACUGAACUUGUUAUUAGCAGUUAUAUUUGGAUUGUUUUCUCUAAACUGUUUUAGCUCUCUUAUUAAUAAAACCUAUGAACAGUUGAACACCAAAAGUCCCAAGCCGUAUAUGGCUUACAUUUCUCUUCAUUUCAAGCAACUGUAUGACACUCAUGUAUAAUUGAUGCACUGCUAUUAUAGGAUCAGUGAGCUUGGUA
Molecule: messenger RNA, 1607 nt
Organism: Argentina anserina (silverweed cinquefoil)
Lineage: Eukaryota; Viridiplantae; Streptophyta; Magnoliopsida; Rosales; Rosaceae
Exons: 2
Coding region: 269-1126 (285 amino acids)
Biological process (GO): regulation of DNA-templated transcription
Molecular function (GO): double-stranded DNA binding
Source: RefSeq, a predicted model, not a curated record